This is a messenger RNA of Rhopalosiphum padi (bird cherry-oat aphid), 1817 nucleotides long. RefSeq names its product sister chromatid cohesion protein DCC1. The transcript is spliced from 10 exons. The coding region runs from base 219 to 1406 and encodes 395 amino acids. NCBI's taxonomy places the organism in Eukaryota, Metazoa, Arthropoda, Insecta, Hemiptera, Aphididae. Gene Ontology annotation, biological process: maintenance of mitotic sister chromatid cohesion; mitotic sister chromatid cohesion. The record is from RefSeq and is a predicted model, not a curated record. Gene Ontology annotation, cellular component: chromosome, centromeric region; Ctf18 RFC-like complex; nucleus.
UGUGCUAUAGGCCUAUAACCAUAGAACAAUUUUAUUAUAUAGUGAUAUUAUUCUGUGAUAUUAUGUUCUGUUGAUAACUAUAGUUAUUGAUAGCGACUAGCAUGCCAUUUAAUUUCCCGCUAUUUUGUGAUUUCUUGACUCAAACCAAUAGAGCAGUGUAAUCAACAUUAAGUUUAUAUUAUAUUUUUAUCAAAAUCUAAUUAAAUCAAUUUAAAAAAAUGUCUCAAAACGAAAUAAGUAACUAUGUAAGGACUGCUGAAGAUGUAAAAAAAGUCAUUGAGCAUGCAAAACUUUCGGAAAACGAUCUUAAACCAAAUGUACAACCUAUUUAUUUUGGAGAGAAGUUUGAAAACUACAAACUGUUGCAGCUAGAUGAAAACAUUCUUUCAGAUCUUAAAUGUGGCCAAACUGUGGUAUUCAAAGGAGAUCAUAAAGAAUCUGCUGUAUUAUGUACUAAGACUAAGACCUAUGAUGUUAAAGAAGCUGAAACAUCAAAUUCAAUUUUAUUACUUCCUGAAUUAACAUUUCCGGAUGAAGAUACCAACACCACAGAACUUACUAGCAGAAAAGUAGUUGGUAUUUUCCACACAUAUAUUGAAGUGAAACCUUGUAAACCACGUCUUAAAAAGUUGAGAAAUCUACUAGAAAAGUGUAGCUACAAAGGAUCAGAACUCGAAAAAGAAGUAUUGGCAUCUAAUGAAAUGUAUACGUUUGAGCAUUUAUCAGCCAAAAUACAAGCUAGCGAUGAUCAACUAAAAGAAGCUCUCAAAGAAAUGGGUGCAUUCCAAGUUGAUGGUAAUUGGAGAAUACUAGAUUUUGAAUAUGAAUGUAGAGCUUUAUCAUUUUUAUUAAAUUUGAUUGAUGAACAGUCAUGGCCUUAUAAUACAAUACCUAUGGACGAAACUCUUAAUAUUCUCAGUGAAUUAUUGCCUCCAGUAAUAUUGCAACACAUCAUUGAUCAUUAUAGUACUUGGUGUGUUUCAUCAAAUUUAAGUCUAACACAUAGAUCAUUAAUUGAAGACAAAGUGUGUAGAUUUAUGGCUGUUGGACUUUUACGUCCAUGUGACAAAUUUAAUUUAACUGAUUUUAAGACAGCCUGGCAAGGAAGUGUUCCAGAAGGAAUGACUACUAAUUUGAAACAAUUGGAUGGUACAGUUCUUGUUGAUCAAACCAGUCAUCCACAGACAAUUUGUUAUUUUAAUGAACAAGACUUACCAGAUGAUAUAAUCGAUAGAUUUCAAUACUUAUUUCAAGUCAGAAGUAAAUGGACAUUUAACGAAAUUCAACCAUUUCUCGAAAAAUUGUCUACUGAUAAAUUAAAUGUAAACAACUUAUUGGCCAAGUAUACUAGAGCUACUAAUGUGGACGGUGUGCGAUUUUAUUGUUCAAGACAUAGUUCAAAGUAAUCAGGAACAAUGUAUGGUUUAUAUUUAAAAUUUAAAUAGUUGACGUUUGUGUCUUCGACAAACAGAUUUACAACAAGGAUCUGAGCACGAAGACCAUUUUGGACAUUUUUUACGAUCACAUCUCACUUUUCCAUCCUGAAAUAAAUUAUCAUUUAAUACUGCAGUAACACAUAGUUUUAUUCAAAACUAAAAUAUAAAAACAGUAUUAAUUUAACUUGGUUGAACUUCAAAUACAUUACAGUUGAUGUUACAGUUAUGGAAUAAAAUAUUGUUGAUUAAUGUGUUAAUAAUAAUUUUAUAUAUUAAAAUAAUAUUUAUAAUUUAUGUACAUAUAGUUAUAAGUUAUCUGAAAUAUGUGAGUCUAAAAAAUAAUAUUUUGAGAUUUUAUAAUAAAUAUAUACUUUUUUUAAA